This is a messenger RNA of Phyllopteryx taeniolatus (common seadragon), 2096 nucleotides long. RefSeq names its product 6-phosphofructo-2-kinase/fructose-2,6-bisphosphatase-like. Gene Ontology annotation, biological process: fructose metabolic process; fructose 2,6-bisphosphate metabolic process. The record is from RefSeq and is a predicted model, not a curated record. Gene Ontology annotation, molecular function: ATP binding; fructose-2,6-bisphosphate 2-phosphatase activity; 6-phosphofructo-2-kinase activity. Gene Ontology annotation, cellular component: 6-phosphofructo-2-kinase/fructose-2,6-biphosphatase complex; cytosol. Bases 189 to 1568 code for a protein of 459 amino acids. Lineage: Eukaryota; Metazoa; Chordata; Actinopteri; Syngnathiformes; Syngnathidae. The transcript is spliced from 14 exons.
AGCCCUGGCAAACAUUAAAGGACAACACCAGUGCGCUGCUAUCGUAUGUCCAUGUGUCAUGAAAAGUGGGGCUGCGGUGCGGGGUUGGCUGGCAAAUAACUUGGGCACGAGGGGUUUGAUGUCUUUAAAAAGAGCAUCCCUUCUUCUUGUCACCCGGGUUGCGUGAGCUCAGCUGACGGCUGCACGCAAUGGAGCUUCCCCAGCUGGAACACGCGGUGAGACGCAGCAGGUGUGACAGCAGCACAGCAUCAGUGCCGCAGCUCUGCAACUCUCCUACACUCAUCGUCAUGGUGGGCCUGCCAGCCAGAGGGAAGACCUACAUCUCCAAAAAGCUCACCCGCUACCUGAACUGGAUCGGAGUUCCCACAAAAACGUUCAAUGUCGGCCAGUACCGGCGGCAGGCCGUCAAGAUCUAUGACAACUUUGAGUUCUUUAAACCCGACAACGAGGACGCCAUGAAGAUCCGCAAGGCCUGUGCGGCAGUCGCCCUCAGAGACGUCGCUACGUACUUUGCAAAUGAGGAAGGUCAAGUGGCGGUUUUUGAUGCCACUAACACCACCAGGGAGAGAAGGGCAGUCAUCCUCAGUUUUGCCAAAGAGAAAGGCUACAAGGUUUUCUUUGUGGAGUCAAUCUGUGAUGACCCAGAAAUAAUUGCAGAGAAUGUCAAGCAAGUGAAAUUUGGGAGUCCAGAUUACGUGAAUCGCAGCAUGGAGGAAGCCAUGGAAGACUUUCUGCAGCGCAUUGAGUGCUACAAGUCAAGCUACAUGCCGAUAGACGAUGAGAAAGACAGGAAGCUCUCCUACAUCAAAAUCUACGAAGUGGGUAAAAGGUACCUGGUGAAUUUUGUCCAGGACCACAUACAGAGCAGGAUCGUCUACUACCUAAUGAACAUCCACGUUGCGCCGAGGUCCAUCUACCUGAGCCGCCACGGGGAGAGCGAACUCAAUCUUCUCGGUCGAAUCGGCGGAGAUUCUUGUUUGUCCUCCAGAGGACAUGAAUAUGCUGCUGCUUUGAAGACCUUCAUCCAGAGUCAGAAAAUCCAUGACCUGAAGGUGUGGACCAGCCACAUGAAGAGAACCAUCCAGACUGCACACACUCUGGGUGUCCAGCAUGAGCAGUGGAAAGCUCUCAAUGAGAUAGACGCAGGCGUAUGUGAGGAGUUAAGUUAUGAGGAGAUACAGGAGCAUUUCCCCGAAGAGUUUGCGCUGAGGGACCAGGACAAAUUCCGUUACCGUUACCCCAAGGGUGAGUCCUAUGAAGACCUGGUCCAUCGUUUGGAGCCCGUCAUCAUGGAGCUGGAGAGGCAGGAGAAUGUUCUGGUCAUCUGCCACCAAGCUGUCAUGCGCUGCCUCUUGGCCUACUUCCUGGACAAACCUGCAGACGAGCUCCCCUAUCUGAGAUGCCCUCUCCACACCGUGCUCAAACUCACACCAAUAGCCUACGGCUGCAAAGUGGAGCCAUUUUACCUCAAUAUCGAGGCAGUCAACACACACAGAGAGAAACCUACGAACGUGGACGUCAGCAGAAACCCAGAGGAAGCUCUGCAGACGGCUCCUGAUCACAUUUAAACUAAGGGCCCCGCGAACGGCAAAGAUACGAUACUGAUGACCUGUUGGACCUCAUUGUGUGGAAUCCACACAGCGGUUGCCUGCGCCUCAACCUUCUUCCUGUGACGAGCUGCGUGAAAUACUGUACACUACAUUAAUGUGUAGCAGCUGGAAGGUUGAUUGUGCGACGACACUUUCUACAUAACUUGUAAAUAUGUAGUCCAAAAGGCAAAUGCUAUCUUGCAGGGAUCGGUUCUCGUCUGUCAGAGCAUGGCCGUCCUGGGCUGUCCCAACUGCGCUCACGUCUACUUGACACCUACUGUCCGUUAUGUUAUGGCUUUUGUGAGCACGCUCAUGUGUACUCAUGUUUACUACUGAGGUAUUUGCUGAUAUAGUUUUCUUUUUUUUUUUUUUUAAAUGAAACAUUUGUUUUAUUCUCUUGUUCAUUCUGUUUUGUAAUGUAUGAUGCACAGUGUCCUUGGGGGCCUCAAAACGCUCUCAGAUUUUUUUUUUUAUUAUUAUUAUUAUCAUUAAAAACAUAACAGAACA